CUCUCUGGUAUACUCACUUGUGAGUAUCUGAACACUGUGAGCUGUCAACUCCGAAACUUUCCGGUCGUUUUGACCGUUGCAUCGUCGGAGUUGAUAAAGCCCUCCAAGACACCAGGUAAAACUAGAGUUCUAAUCAUGGUUAUCAAUAUGGGCAUGAUUUCCCCCAUUUUCUCCUCUUUUUUCUUCUCCUUUGCAUCCGAUAUAUCAUCACUGUAGUAAAAUGUUCGAUUAAAUUGUGCUCUUGGGUUAACCAUGCUGGUUGAUUUUUAGAAUGUUUGUGUCUCUGUUUGUUCUAAUUUUUCUUUCGAGUUAUCUGAUCGGUCUGUUGCUUUGCAAGUCUUCCAAUUAGAGAUGCAAACUAUGGAUUCAAUCUUCGUCUCUUCUUUCUGUUAAUUCAUCUGGGAUGUGUAAUGGACUCGAAUUUUCUAUAUAAUUUUCGUGAAAUAAAUAGUUAUUUAGAUAGCAAACGUGUCCUAGAAUUUCUAGUAUCGUCAAUUGGACGGUCAAGUCUAAUUUCCCAUAACAGUAUGGUUAAAAUAACAUUGUUAAAAUUAAGGUAAUGGGGUUUUUAGCUAGUAAUUCUUGUAGCUACUUUCUUGUGAGCAUUGUUGGGUUGUAUUUCAGUUUGGAUUAUUGAAAUGGUGUUAGAAAUAGUGAUUUGAUUCGGGGGAACUGCCAUUAGGCAAGUAGCUCGUUACUACCUAUUAGAUGUCUUUUCCCAUUGAUUCUGAUUUUUUCAUUUUCUACUGAUUUUAAAGAAAUAAUUCUGUUUGGAAAUGGAGGCUUAUGGCCAGAAAACAGAGAAAAAGUAAGAUAGAUGCUGGUUGUUCUUAUUGUGUCAUUUGUCAUUAAUUGCGUCCAUAAGUGCUGAAGUUGCUAGUUGUCGUUGUUGCCAUUAGGUGCUCUAGAUAGAAAGAUGAAUUUGGGUGAUCACAUAAGAUAAAGAAAGAUGAAUUUGGGUGAUGAUGUUCUGAGCUUGUUUUGAUGGAGUCCAUGGAUGGGAAAGGGGAAGAAAAAUACAUUGAAGUAUGUGAUGUAGUUAAACCUUUAAUUCCUGGGUGUUUCCUAUGUUUAGUUGCUGAAAAGUGUUAUUAGAAUAUGGAAGAUGAAUGAUCGAUGAUCUGGAAGUAAAGGUUUGGUUUUGAAAUGAUUGCAUGUGAUCAAAAUGAGACGAUUAUUUUGUUUUCUCUACAGAAAAAUCAGAUUUGAGUCCACCUGUUGAGAGGUUCGUUUCUCCUAUUUCUCAAACCCUUUUCUAGGAUUUCUUGAUAUGAAUCUCUUCUAUGUUUAAUCAAGUUUUUAUCUAUAAUUGGACUCCUGAUUUGUCCGGAAAUCUGAUUUGAACAAGUCAUGUCCACUUUAUGUUACUGAAAUUGCAGAAAAAUCAGAUCUGCGUCCUCUUGUUAACAGGCUUAUUUCUCCUAGGUCUUGAAUACUUUUCUUGAAUUUCUUUGUAAGAAACUCUUCUACGUUUAUUGUAAUUUAAUGCUGUUUUUACGGAUUGCAAAACGGAGUUAUGGAUUGUACAAAAAUUCAGUUUGAACAGGACAUUUCCAUCACUGAAAAUCUGGAACUUUCUACCAGACAAUCUGGUCUGAGCUUCUGUUUUGGAGAUCCGUUUCUUCUGAUUUCUGAACCUUCUUCUCUGAAUUCUUUUCAUGAAACUCAUCCGUGUUUAUGCUAGUUUAAUAUUUUCUUUACGCCUUGCUAAUAGGAUUAAUGGUUUGCUCAAAAAAUGUUCCUUGAAUAUGACCACUUAGUCACCUUAGUGCUGAAAAUUGAAAACGGAAGAUUAUAUGGGUUAACAUUGAGGCCUCAUUUCUCCUCGACCCAAACCCCUUUACUAAUGGAGCUUUUUCGCUUUAUUUCUCUGUCUGUCAAGGUGUAUGAUGUCGCCAAUAGACCACAGAAUGGUGUAGCAAUGGUUUCAUUUCAUGUUAGAAAGCACCGUAUCUUUUCAGAGAAAAAUGCAAUUUUUAUUAGAAUUAGAAAACAAGAUUCGGGUGAUUAAUUUGUGAAACCAUACUUCACUUCAUUUAAACCAAUAAUAUCAGUGUGACAUGCUGUGGAGGGAUGUUUUAAAUUGAUUAAAUAGGGAAUGUCUAUUGUUCAAAAUGAUUAUGGAACGAAAUGCGGACUUUAGUUGAAGCUGGUGACUCUAGGCUUGAAGAAAAUUUCUGUUGAAUCGAGCACUGAAGUGAAUUGUUUAGGUCACGAAAGAGCCAAAUUGGUCCAUAGAGUAGCUUAUUGGCAUUGCAUCAAAAUUGGCUGUUCAUAUCCUAAUUUUACUUCUGUAACUCUCUGCUGGACAAGGCUUUGAGAUUUCUUGAUAAAGAGAUGGUUUUGAUUGAAUUUUUUACUGGUGUAUAGCUGGAUCUCAAACAUUUAUUUACCAAGGGGGAAAGAAGAUCCCACAUUCCGGCUCUUGUAGCCCUUGGGGAUCGAAAAUGCAAACGGCUUGUCAAUUUUACUCUGUUUUCUACUUCUCCAACAGAAGCAACCCUCUUGGAAUAGCUCAUAGGACAAGAAUAAAAUCCUUGAGCCCAAGUCCACCUGCCAGAAAACUGGAAUUUGCCACGGGAUCUUGGACUUGUAAAUUUCCGGGGCCAGUGCGACAUAGCAGAUUGCCAGUUAUUCCCAAUUCAAAUGAUGGUCACCCAUGUGUCACUGUAUCCGAAGAUGAUAAGAAUACAACCCAAGCCUUAAAUCAUGAAGUGGCUUUUAAUCAUGAAGUGGAGACUUUUCUGAAUAAAUGGUCACCUCCCCGGUACUUGUGGAGAGGAUUAUCUGUUCUUAUCUUGGCAGGGCAAGUAAUUAGUAGAGUUAUAAAGGGUAAAGUUCAUUGGCGAAACACCCUUCAACAACUGGAAAGGGUAGGACCUAAAUCUGUUGGUGUCUGCUUUUUAACUUCCGCGUUCGUGGGAAUGGCUUUCACUAUACAAUUUGUCAGGGAGUUCACCAGGUUAGGGCUGAAUAGAGCCGUUGGUGGAGUCUUAGCCCUUGCUUUUUCCCGAGAGCUGAGUCCUGUAGUUACAUCAAUCGUAGUUGCAGGUCGUAUUGGAAGUGCAUUUGCUGCGGAAUUGGGCACAAUGCAAGUCUCCGAGCAGACUGAUACAUUGAGGGUUCUUGGUGCAGACCCUGUUGAUUAUCUUGUUACGCCAAGAGUUAUUGCUUCCUGUGUUGCGCUGCCAGUUUUAACCCUAAUGUGCUUCACAGUGGGAAUGGCUUCUAGUGCUUUACUUGCGGAUAGUGUUUAUGGUGUGGGGAUAAAUACAAUCUUGGAUUCGGCUCAACGAGCCCUUAGAUCAUGGGAUAUAGUUAGUGCUAUGAUCAAGUCUCAGGUUUUUGGUGGGAUCAUAUCCAUUGUUAGUUGUGCAUGGGGAGUUACCACAUCAGGCGGCGCCAAAGGAGUUGGAGAAUCUACAACUUCUGCCGUUGUCAUUUCUCUUGUUGGCAUUUUCAUUGCUGAUUUCGCUCUAUCGUAUUGCUUCUUCCAAGGAGCUGGGGAUUCACUGAAGAAUCUAUGACACAGUUCACUGAAGAGUUCUAUAAAUUUGGUGGGCUCUUUUUUGUAAAAGCAAUUUUUCUUGGAACAAAGAUGUUAUUAUGUUGUAGUUGAAUGUUCUUUUUGUCAUAUACUGGCUGAUGGCUGUUAAUAGUUCUAUUGGUGUUGGUCAAUCUGAGAAAUCAGGCAUUUUACUGAUGACUAGUGAACUACUCCUUUCCAUGGUUAUCCUAUUAAUUAAUAAUUUAAUACAACAGACCAGAUAAUCAAUUUGGGAUGGAGGGAGUAAUACAUUUGAAAAAGUCUCAAAUUUACUGAGCCAAAUGUGUGAUUUUCUUCUGUUUUGUUCCUUGAACUGUUGUAUAUUCUCCAGUUAGGACCUUUUUUC
Molecule: messenger RNA, 3893 nt
Organism: Oldenlandia corymbosa var. corymbosa
Lineage: Eukaryota; Viridiplantae; Streptophyta; Magnoliopsida; Gentianales; Rubiaceae
Source: the annotation of a GenBank genome assembly